CAACAGAUGGCGAUAUUUUUUUUUUUCGCGAAUUUUUUUUGUGUAUAUGAAGAGGAAAAAAGAGUUUUAAUGUGAACAAAUUGCAUAAUGUCGGGAAUCAGCGAUAAAAACUUGAGCGUUGAGAUUGAGUUGCUGAAAAGGGCACUGGCUAAAAAGGAAGAGGAAAAUCUUAUGUUUUUUGACAGAAAAAUAGAACUAGAAGAGUCGUUAGUUGCAUGGCAAGAAAAGUUUCAACGACUUUAUGAAUCACACAAAAAAGUCCAAAGCGUCAAUCAAAAUUUGGAAGAAAAAUUAUUAAAGCUAGUUGACAAAAAUGCUAGUGACAGAGCAAAGUCAACACGCAAUAGUGCAAACAUGAAUAUCCGCAUGAAUCAGGCAAACUUUACGAUUUUGCACUUGCAGAGGGAAAUUGAACGCUAUAAGAGGGAUAUCGCUUUAGCUAUUCACUUACUGAGAUGUAAUCCAAAAGGAUUCAUGUCGCCUAGCAUUAAAUCAUUCCCGGCAGAUUUACAAACAAAAAUCUCAAAAUAUGUCAAAGUCAAUCCACCUUUAGACACAGAAGAAUCAUCAUCAACAGUAUUUAAAGGAAAGUAUCAAAGCAUUCCAACUAAUGAGUACAUGUCCUCAAAUGACUUUGAAUCACCUGAUAAAGAAUUCAACGUAUCUCCGAUAGCUAUCAGUAAAUUUCUAGAAGACGAAAUCAGCGAAGUGAAGCAUUGUGAGACUUGUUGUUGUGCAUCAGUGUCUCGUAAAAAUAUUGGCAUGUCGCAGAAAAGUAAUAAAUAUGAUUAUGUGCAAUUUGAUAGAAAGUUAAGUUCACCGUCAAGCUUUAAUUCGCAAGUCAUUGAUCCGCAGAAGCAAAAAAAUGCAAUUUUAAAUAAUCAAAAUUUCGUUCAUCAUAAGAUGUGUGAACGUGUGGCUGGAAAUUGCCAAAAUAAUACUAAUAAUAAUGAUAUGUCAGCUCAAAAGAAGAAUGUCCCGAAUGAAUGUAGGAGAGAAGUAGUCGUGAAGAAGCAGAGCAUUGAAAAUGCGGCAAAAGAUAACAAAUCGGAUAAUAAAGUACCGAAAAAGAGUAAUGCUCGUGCUGAAAAUGGCACAAAAACAUUCGAAGACUACAAUAAAAAUUUACUCGAGUACAUUAAGAAUAAGAACAUAAAGAAAAAUGGACCUCGCAUAUGUGCAUUACGAAUUCAAGACGAUGGAAUUUGCAUAGACAGUACACAUAAUGAAAUAUUUAUGAGAAAGAAGUCGUUAAUCGACUUUGAUGCAUUCGAUAAGUAUGAGAGUAUUUCACCUCUGAUUAUCUCAUCCAUCGCAUCAACUAUCGAUGAGCAUGUCGACGAUGAAAUAUUUUCAGUCAAUAAGACAGAUUCGGAGAAAUUUAAUGAGAUUAAAAGUCUAUCGAAUGCUCAUGGAUAUUCAACAAGUGAACCGAAUUUCGAGCAGAAUCAAUCGCCAAAUGAAAAUGCAGUCAUGAAGCAUCAGAGAAUAACUGAGUGGAUAAAUAGCAGCAUUAAUGCUCCUAUCCAGUCAGACAAUAUGAAUGCAUUAGAAUCUAGUUCUGAUUUCAAUGACAAUCAUAAGUCAAAUGAUAGCAAUAUGAGCUCACAUUCCGAGACAAGUCCUGAAUUAUAUACUAAGGAAGGCAUGAAUAUUCAUCAAAUGGAAUAUAAUGUUAAGCAAUUCCUGCUUAAACAAAAUGAAUGGUCGGUAUAUCGUGAUCUCAGUUUUAAUGAAAUGUGUGAUCUUAAAAUUUUACCGAUUCGAACGGAAACUAAUUUGUAAUCUCCUUAAUUCCUUUUUGCUUAUGGAUUAAAUAUAUGUAUUCCUUGUACGUUGCAUUGAUGUGGCCAAAUGAAACAUAUCUAAUCAUACUAUCACAAACGGCCUGUUUCACUAAGGUGAAUUAUCCUCAUUUAAGGAUGCAAGGCAUUUCUUCGAUGCAAGGAAAAUCCAAAUAAUUUCUUUCUGAUGUAGAAUUAAUUGGUAAAUAAUAAUCAAGCUAGUUUGAGAAAAAUCAUUUUUCUUGUAUAGUGAAUAUCGCGAAAAAAUAAUUUUAGUAUAUGGAUUAUCCUUAGAUUAUCCUUGGAUAAUCCUGAAGAUUAUCCGAAUUUUCAAUCUUGGUGGGACCCAGUUUUAACAUUUUAGAUUAAUUAUGUGGAUAAUCCUAGGAUAAUCUCAGGAUAAUCUUUUUUUUGUGAAAUCC
Molecule: messenger RNA, 2206 nt
Organism: Chironomus riparius
Lineage: Eukaryota; Metazoa; Arthropoda; Insecta; Diptera; Chironomidae
Source: the annotation of a GenBank genome assembly